AUGGAGCCUCGCCAGGAGAGCAUGAUGCGCGGGCGACGGAGCAAUACGGCUUCCGAUGUGGAAAAGUUUAAGGACUUCUGGCCUGAGGACGAAUACGGCAAGCGCGCAAUUGGUGCUGAUGCUCGAGGCAUAUGCAUGUUCAGUGCAUUGAAGCGUGCUGUCGAGCUUGCUGGGCGACCGGAAAUCGUGACGCAAGAUGAUAUUGAUACAUUCGUUGCUGAUGAACUCCGAGAGCGUGGAGUGUACCUCACACGGGGUACUUCGUGGAAGAUAGUCCUUUGGUUCCUGCGUCGACUUAGGGAUGCUGGCCGUGAUUUUAUCUUCAAGGCAAUCGACACAGACAGCUUCACCAUAGCUGGACGCCGUGGAUCACGCAUACUGGAGGAAGUGCCUCUCCACGACGGACUUUACUUCGUUGUUGCGUACAACCACAGCCUCGUUGGACACGCGUUCGUGCUCAGAGCUCAAGGAAAGAAGGGCAAGAUCCGGCGGAAUUUUGACUUGAAGGAUCUCAAGCCAGUGUCGUCGGUGAUGGAUUGGAUCACCUUUGUGGCCUGCAUUCGUUUUUUCAUUGUCUUCAAGAAGAAGUAG
Molecule: messenger RNA, 591 nt
Organism: Phytophthora infestans T30-4
Lineage: Eukaryota; Oomycota; Peronosporomycetes; Peronosporales; Peronosporaceae
Exons: 1
Coding region: 1-591 (196 amino acids)
Source: RefSeq, a predicted model, not a curated record